Molecule: messenger RNA, 940 nt
Organism: Heterobilharzia americana
Lineage: Eukaryota; Metazoa; Platyhelminthes; Trematoda; Strigeidida; Schistosomatidae
Source: the annotation of a GenBank genome assembly
CGUCCUACAAAGGAGAAAGGACGAAGAAAACUGCUUUCAUAGACAAGAAGUAAAUCUCAGCCGUCUAAUGUGUGAUUUACUAUCACAACCAGCACCAUCAUCACAACAGAGAACAGGACAAAAAUUAUCUACACGACAAUUAAGUAAAGAUCAAAAUCAUUCAUCAAUCAUGGAUUCUACUAUUGGGAUUACUAAUAAUACUUCUAGUUCCACCUCAACGAAUGCUGCUACUGCCAUUGCUUCUGCUACUAGUAAUCCUGUGGAAGUAUCAAAUAUGUGUACAUCUGGAACAGUUUCAAAUCGUUCAAAUUCAUCCCUCGUGAAUAAUCGUUCAUUGAAGUUUAAACAGCAACAACAAAAGUCUGAAUUAAGAACACCAGUUGAUAAUCAUUUAUCCCUUUAUACCAAUGUUAAUACUGCUACAACCACUUCUGCUACUGGUACCAGUAGUAUAUGUUCAUUAGGAUCGCUAAAUGAGGAUUAUAUCAACAAACUUAGCUCUACUUCAAAAGAACAUAAUCAUAUUUCAUUCAAUGGUGAUAUUCAACAAAAGUGUUCAUCGAAUGAAACAAUCCAUUCAUCGUUGAUUGACAUGACUACUCAAUGUUCAACUGUUGAUCAAAAAGGUAAAUCAAUGAAUAGUUUAGAUGGAAUACAAUUACCGUAUAGUAAUAAAUUGAAUUUAGUUAAACAUGAUCAAUGUUCAAUGAAUCCAUUAAAAUCGCCGCAUUCACCUUCAUCACCCUCCCCCUCCUCUUCACCUUCUUUCUUCGUCAUCUAUACCAUCUCCUUCAAAUCAUAAUCAGUCGUCAAGAAAAGCUGACAACUCACAAUGGAACACUGAUGAUACCAAAAAUAUUCAUGAAACCAAAGAAGAAAACAUAACGAACUCUUGCAAUAUAAAGUCAUCAACAGAUAUGACAGAUGCUACAAGUUUAGU